UGUGCAUAUGCAGGCCAAAUUCAUCCAACUGAACACGGGAGCGCUUUUACCAACAAUCAGUCUAGGGACAUGGAAAUCUUCUCGUGUGGAGGUGGGCAAUGCUUUGACAUGUGCACUGAAGGUCGGAUAUCGCCACCUGGACUGUGCACACAUCUAUGGCAACGAAGGCGAAAUUGGCAAAGCAUUAACUGCCGUCUUUGGAACCGGAACUCUGAAGAGAAAUGACAUUUUUGUGACGUCAAAGCUGUGGUUGAACUUCUUUCAUCCUGACGAUGUGCUCGGAGCAUGUCAAACUACAUUGAAAAAUUUGGAGCUCGACUGUCUUGAUUUGUAUCUGGUCACGUGAUCAACUUGUAUCCAAACUUGUGCUAACUAACUUAGGCUUGUGUGCAUUGUUUGUAGGCUCAUUGGCCGAUUGGACUUGCUUUGGAUGCUCCCCCUGCAGGACAAAUUCCUAUGGACCAAAGACCAGGCUGGGAUGUUAAA
Messenger RNA from Corticium candelabrum, 486 nucleotides. RefSeq lists its product as uncharacterized. The transcript is spliced from 3 exons. NCBI's taxonomy places the organism in Eukaryota, Metazoa, Porifera, Homoscleromorpha, Homosclerophorida, Plakinidae. The record is from RefSeq and is a predicted model, not a curated record. Gene Ontology annotation, molecular function: aldose reductase (NADPH) activity. The coding region runs from base 8 to 346 and encodes 112 amino acids. Gene Ontology annotation, cellular component: cytosol.